Messenger RNA from Drosophila navojoa, 2076 nucleotides. It is a transcript of the gene odd, whose product is annotated as odd skipped. Gene Ontology annotation, molecular function: DNA-binding transcription factor activity, RNA polymerase II-specific; RNA polymerase II transcription regulatory region sequence-specific DNA binding. NCBI's taxonomy places the organism in Eukaryota, Metazoa, Arthropoda, Insecta, Diptera, Drosophilidae. Gene Ontology annotation, biological process: embryo development; regulation of transcription by RNA polymerase II; embryonic pattern specification. The record is from RefSeq and is a predicted model, not a curated record. Gene Ontology annotation, cellular component: nucleus.
GAGCGCACUUGAUAUACGAUUUGAGUCGUUGAACAUUUUCACGAGUUUGAGUCGGAGAGUAACAAAACGAAAGCAGAAUUCAGUUUGAGUUGAGACGUUGUCGUGGGCACGUCGCAUGGAAAAGAACAGCGCAUAACAGCAAACACAAAACAGCAAUUGAAAAAAAGACGUAAAAGCCAGAGACCAAAGCAAAAAGAACAAAUUAUACAGUUAGUGCAAAGUGACAGUGUGAACAAGAAAAGAACAAGCAAUACAGCAAGUGCUAAAAACACAAACUAAGAACAACAAACUUUAACGAAGACAAAAAAAGGGAAUAUGUCUUCCACUUCAGCUUCGCCCAUCAGCAACAUAACCGUGGACGACGAGCUUAACAUAAGCAGAGAACAAGACUUUGUCGAGGACGAUUUCAUAGUUAUCAAAGAGGAGCGCGAAAGCAGCCUGUCACCAAUGCUGACGCCACCGCACACGCCCACUGAGGAGCCGUUGCGACGCACUGGCUCAGUCACAGCCGCCGAUGAGGCAGUGGCCACGCAGCUGCAUCUGCGUCACAUGGCACACUACCAGCAACAGCAACAACAGCAGCAGCAACAACAACAACAGCAUCAACAGCAACACCAGCAGCAGCAGCAUCAGCAACAUCAUCGCCUCUGGCUGCAGAUGCAACAGCAGCAUCCGCAUGGCCAUUAUCCGGUUUAUGCCGGAGCCAAUGCCGAUCCCGUGGCCGUGCACCAGCAGGCGUUGCUCAUGAACCAAUGGAUACGUAAUGCCGCCAUCUACCAGCAGCAGCAGCAACAACAGGCAGCAGCUGCUGCAGCCGGGCAUCAUCACCAUCCGCACCCGCAUUCACAUCCCCAUCAUCCGCACCAUCACGGCCAUCCCCACGCUCAUGGCCCUCCCCAUGUGCGUCCCUAUCCCGCCGGACUGCAUACGCUGCACGCCGCCGCUCGCCAUUUUGGAGUCAUGCCCAGUUUGAAGCUGAGCGGCGCCGCAGCAGCCGGAGCCGGAGGCGGCAGUGGCAGCAGCCGGCCCAAGAAGCAGUUCAUCUGCAAGUACUGCAAUCGCCAGUUCACCAAGUCCUACAAUCUGCUCAUCCACGAACGCACCCACACGGACGAGCGUCCCUAUUCCUGCGACAUCUGCGGCAAGGCCUUCAGGCGCCAGGAUCAUCUGCGCGAUCAUCGCUACAUCCACUCGAAGGAGAAGCCGUUCAAGUGCAACGAUUGCGGCAAGGGCUUCUGCCAGUCGCGCACGCUGGCCGUGCACAAGGUCACCCACCUGGAGGAAGGCCCCCACAAGUGCCCCAUCUGCCAGCGCAGCUUCAACCAGCGUGCGAAUCUCAAGAGUCAUCUGCAGAGCCACAGCGAAUCGGCCACAGCGGCUCAGGCAGCAGCAGCUGCUGCAGCAGCAGGAGCAGCAGCUCCUCGCCCCAGCCAGCCUGCUGUGCAGCCUGUGCAGCUGGUCAGUCCCGGCUCCAAUCACAAUACGCCCGCCCUGGAUCUGUCCUCGUCAGGUGGAGCCACCGCGGAGCGUCCCAAGCGCACGCUGGGCUUCACUAUCGAUGAGAUCAUGAGCAGAUAGAUUGGUCAGCUGAUCGCAAUUUAUUGGUUUUAUGUUCAGGAUGCAGCCGCAUCCAGAGUGCUGAGCGCCGCCAGGCAUGGGAAGUGCCUGGCCCGGAGUAGCAGUCAGCACAGCUUCAGCUACAGCUACAGCUACAGCUACAGCUACAGAUCCACCUCUAGCUUCAGCUUUAGCGCCGCCCACUUUGAGUUCGAGUCGCAGGUUACGCCCCCAGCUCACCUACUCGCCCACACAGCCGCCGUCAUCGUCGCCGCCGCCGUUGCCCCAGUGAAGCACAGGCAGAUCCUGGAGCCCAGGAGCCCAACCAGUCACAACUAGUCCAAUCGACUCUCCAUAUAGACCCGAUGCUAUAUAGCUGUCGCAUUGGCGCUACAAACUGCAAAAAGCCAAAGGAAGACAAACUAGACACAAAUCAAAUGGAAACUUAGUAAAAAGUAUUGCGAAACAGAACAAUUCCAAAAUAUCUAUGGCAUUAGAGAUCACUUUUGCCCCACUGUA